Molecule: messenger RNA, 3330 nt
Organism: Striga hermonthica
Lineage: Eukaryota; Viridiplantae; Streptophyta; Magnoliopsida; Lamiales; Orobanchaceae
Source: the annotation of a GenBank genome assembly
AUGGGACCAAACAAUCCCCUAACCGCCAGCUGGGCCCGGGACUCGGACGUCUGCCUCUGGAUAGGCGUCUCGUGCGGGCCCCGACACAUCCGGGUCGCCGCCCUGAACCUCCCCCGAAUGGGACUCGACGGUACGAUCCCCCAACACAUGGGAAACCUCUCCUUCCUUGUAUCUCUAAACCUACGAGGCAACGCUUUCCGAGGCACUCUGCCUGCUGAGAUGGCGAGUCUUCGCCGGCUGCCGGUGGAGCUCAGGAGGCUCGGGAGGCUCAGGGUUCUGAGCCUGGAGAACAACCGGCUGACGGGUUCUGUCCCGCCGGAGAUUUUCAAUUUGACAGGUGUCGAGACGCUGGCGUUUACGAAUACUAGUUUGUCGGGCGAGCUUCCGAAAGAUUUGUGCCGCCGUUUGCCAAAGCUGACGGAGCUUUAUCUGUCGUGGAACGGUUUUUACGGUCGGGUCCCUGAAGGUUUGGGAGAGUGUCGGCAGCUCAGAGUAUUGUCGUUGUCUAAUAACGGGUUUAGCGGGCCCGUCCCAAGGGGAAUCGGGAAUGUCACGACUAUGGAGAUGCUAUAUCUUGGUGCUAACAACUUUACAGGUUUAAUUCCAGGGGAGAUUGGUAAUCUUAGUAACCUUUUGCUACUAAGCAUGGAAAGAAACAUCUUUUCGGGCCCUAUACCGAACUCGAUAUUCAACAUUUCGUCUUUGGUGAGCUUGGAUUUGUCGCAUUGCGGUGUGUCAGGCAAACUGCCUUCGGAUUUAUGCUCGAACCUCCCGAAUCUUGUAGAGCUCAAUCUGUACUACAAUGACUUGUACGGGCCGAUACCUUCGUCUCUGGACAAAUGCUCGAAGCUCGAGGCUUUAUCGCUAAGGGACAGCAAUUUCAGUGGGCCCAUCCCGAGAGAAAUCGGGAAUCUAACGCAGCUCAAGACGUUGCGCCUUUUUCACAACAGGCUAACGGGCGAAAUUCCACGAGAGCUCGGUAAGCUGCAACAACUGGAGCAGCUUCAUCUUGCAGUAAACUUGCUAACGGGUCCUAUACCGGAAGAAAUAGUCAACAUCUCGACGUUGACUUUACUCGCUGUGACAGCAAACAGGCUUUCAGGUAGUCUCCCGAUGAGAUUCGGCUCCCGGCUGCCUAAUCUGGACUUGAUAUCACUUGAGACGAAUCUUUUGAGCGGCGCUAUACCCGAAUCUAUUUCGAAUGCGUCUAAACUCACUUAUGUCAAUCUCGGAAAUAAUUAUUUUUCCGGCACUGUCCCAAAUUCUCUCGGUAAUCUAAGACUGAUCGAACAUCUGCUCCUGCAUGGGAACAACCUUAAAGGAUUGAGCUUUAUUACUUCCUUAGCAAAUUGUGUGUUCUUGAAAGAGUUUUGGGUGCACAACAAUCCCCUUAACGACUUUAUUCCGCCUUCCAUUGGUAACCUUUCGUCGAUAUUGGAGAUUAUGCUUGCUUCUAAUGGUACGAUAAAAGGUGGCAUCCCGAGUGAGAUUACAAACCUGAGCAGUUUAGUACAGUUGGAUCUUUCGGACAACGAUUUAGCUGGUCUUCUGCCGUUUGAACUCGGAGGUUUACGAAUGCUUCAAGGUCUAUCUCUGGCCCGUAAUAGAAUAAGCGGUAUCAUACCUUUAAGCAUCUGUAACUUAAACAAUUUGGCAGCCUUUCAUUUAAGCAGUAACCAAAUUUCAGGCUCAGUUCCAGAAUGCAUAGGCAAUAAUAGUGUUUCUCUGAGACAGCUCUAUCUGGACUCGAACAGAUUAAGUUUCGGUUUACCUUCGGGAUUGUGGAGGCUCGAUAAACUUCUGGAGCUAAACUUAUCUUCCAAUUUGCUAAAUGGCUCUCUAUCUCCAGAGAUAGGAAGUCUGAAAGCUGCAGCAUUUGUAGAUUUUUCGUACAAUCACUUGUCGGGAAAUAUUCCGAAUGCCAUCGGAGACUUAAAGAACUUGAUCAACUUUUCUCUGGCACACAAUAGUCUGACCGGAUCCAUUCCCGAGUCGACCGGGAACAUGUUGAGUUUAGAAAUGUUGGACUUUUCGCAUAACAAUCUCACCGGGUCAAUUCCGAGCUCGUUGGCAGCAUUAGUAUAUUUAAGAAGCUUGAAUCUUUCUUACAACUCAUUGGCAGGUGAAAUCCCCUCGGGUGGCCCUUUCGAAAACUUCACGAGCCGAUCGUUUAUGUCCAACGAAGCUCUAUGUGGGGCUCCGAGAUUUCAAGUCCCACCGUGUCAAGAGAAAAGCUCUCACAUACCAAAAGAUAGAAAAAACGUUAUCCUAGCUGUCACAAUAGCUUUGGCCAUCUCCUUUGCACUCAUCAUCAUCACCUUGGUAUUUUUCAUAGUCAAGAGACAUGGAAAGAAAUUAAACAAGGUUCCAACAGAACAAGACUCUUUUACUACUCCCGGAAGAAUAUCGUAUCUCGAACUAAAACGAGCAACCGGCAAUUUCGACAAAAACAACUUACUCGGGCAAGGGAGUUUCGGGCGUGUAUACAAAGGGGUGCUUGAGAAUGAUGGGCCCGUGGCAGUUAAAGUGUUUGAUUUGGAACAUGAAGGCUCGUUCAAGAGUUUCGACGUGGAAUGUGAGGUGUUACGCAGCCUUAGGCACCGAAAUCUUACGAAAGUCAUCACAAGUUGUUCUAACCUCGAUUUCAAGGCGUUAGUGCUCGAGUACAUGCCGAACGGGAGCUUGGACAGGUGGCUGCAUUCUGACAAUUGUUUUCUAGACACAAUGCAGAGGUUGAACUCGAUGCUAGAUGUGGCUCGUGCUUUGGAGUAUCUUCACUGUGGUUUGCAAACGGCCGUUGUUCACUGUGAUUUGAAGCCGAGCAAUGUGUUGCUAGACGUGAAUAUGGUUUCGCAUGUGAGUGAUUUUGGAAUUUCGAAAAUGAUGGGGGAGGAGCAGAGCUUUUCUCAUACCAAGACACUAGCAACUUAUGGGUAUAUUGCACCAGAAUACGGAUUGGAGGGACUUGUGUCGACUAAGUGUGAUGUUUAUAGCUACGGUAUAAUGCUGAUGGAGACUUUUUCUGCUGUACGGCCGGGGGACGAAAUGUUUGACGGGAAAUCGAGCCUCAGGAGUUGGCUAAGUGACUCUGUACGAGACGGGAUAAUCGAUCGUGUUGUGGAUGGAGAGUUGCUGAGCUCGGAGGAUAAGUUUUAUGAUGACAAGUUACGAUGCCUAUGUUCUGUUAUGGAAUUAGCAUUGAGUUGUUGUGCUGAUAAUCCUGAAGAUAGGAUUGUCAUGACAGAUGCUGUGGGAGAACUUGAGAAGAUCAAGCUUCAGUUUCUUGCAUGUAGCUCGACUAGACUACCGGUGCAAGAUCCUAAAUUGUGA